Calidris pugnax (ruff) is the source of this 613-nucleotide messenger RNA. It is a transcript of the gene CPLX3, whose product is annotated as complexin 3. The transcript is spliced from 2 exons. Gene Ontology annotation, cellular component: terminal bouton; SNARE complex. Gene Ontology annotation, molecular function: syntaxin binding. NCBI's taxonomy places the organism in Eukaryota, Metazoa, Chordata, Aves, Charadriiformes, Scolopacidae. The coding region runs from base 173 to 595 and encodes 140 amino acids. Gene Ontology annotation, biological process: neurotransmitter transport; synaptic vesicle exocytosis; regulation of neurotransmitter secretion. The record is from RefSeq and is a predicted model, not a curated record.
CUCACUCUUAUCCCAGUUUCUCCCAGCUCCCCCGUAACUCGGCAUCCCCAUCCUCCCCUCUCCCCAGGACCUCACCUCCCCAUUAACCCCCCCACCUUCUCCCAGCACCCCAGCUCCUCCGUAACUCCCCGUCCCGGCUCCCCGACACCGGGGCUCCCCCGGGACCACCACCAUGGCCUUCAUGGUGAAGAGCAUGGUGGGGGGGCAGCUGAAGAACCUGACGGGGGGCCUGGGGGGCGAGGAGAAGAGCGAGGGGGAGAAGUCUCCAGCCGAGGCACAGGGAAUGACCCGUGAGGAGUACGAGGAAUAUCAGCGGCAGCUGGUGGAGGAGAACAACCCCCUCCUGACCUUCUCCCGGGCCCCGUUUCAGAACGAAACGGAUGACAACCAGAUCCAGCUGGUGGGAGGUGACGUGGAGCUGCCCAAGGAGCUGGCCAAGAUGAUCGAGCAAGACAACGAGGAAGAGGAGGAGAAGAACUCGGUCAUCGGCCAGCUCAGCAACAUCCAGAACCUGGACCUUGAUUCCUUGAAGGACAAAGCUUCGGCCACGCUAGAGGACCUGAAGCAAUCGGCUGAGAAAUGCGCCGUGAUGUGACCCCCCCCCAAGCCUGGA